AUGCCGCAUAUCGAACGCCCGCCAGGCAUCCAAUACGUUGCGGCGCUAGCCAUGCCGAGCGCCGUCGCCCGCCGCCGCCCCCGAAGCCCGCUCACGCCCGAGCAGCAAGAGCAGAGCCGGCAGCGGUCCCGGCUCUACUACCUCAAGCACAAGGACAAGGUCAUUGCCAAGGCCAAAGCGCGCUACGAUGACAACCGGGACGACGAGCGCGCGCGCCGGCGCGACGUCUACGCCAUCAAGAAGGCGCGCCAGUCGCUCCCAAGCACCGACGCGUCGUGUGCGGCCGAGGUCGGGCGAGAGCCCAAGAACAACGCGCUGUCGAUCCAGUUUCUCCUCAACUAAUAGCUCUCGUGUCCGUUGCGUGCCGUGGCGUCGGACUGCUCUGAUUCAAUAUAAUGUAUGUUGCGUGCCCA
Saprolegnia parasitica CBS 223.65 is the source of this 413-nucleotide messenger RNA. RefSeq lists its product as hypothetical. The transcript is spliced from 2 exons. The coding region runs from base 1 to 342 and encodes 113 amino acids. The record is from RefSeq and is a predicted model, not a curated record. NCBI's taxonomy places the organism in Eukaryota, Oomycota, Saprolegniomycetes, Saprolegniales, Saprolegniaceae.